CUGCCAGGCGUGACCGUGUCUAGGGCAGGACUGCAAAGCUUCACCCAAUGUCUGCGCAGUCAGCUGCCUGCGACAGGGUCUUCCGCGUUCCCUGGAGCAGUUCCUCUCCUGAGAUCUUGGUCAUGGCUCCUUCCUCUCCCUAACCCUCAAGAGAGAAGAGUUGGAGAAAAAGACUCCCUUCCUUCUCAGAGAGGUGUGUUCUGGCCUGGUCUGUGUGUCAAGGCCGCAACCCGUGCCCAGGCGCGGUGACUCAGUGCUGCCCCAGUGCUGCAUACAUCUGUGUGCAAACAGAGUAAGCUGUGUUCCAGCCACCAGCACACCUUCGAGGGACACGAUGCAGAGGGCUGCAGCACACUGCGAAGAGCCUAAAGAAGAUCUCUGCUGACAAACCGUAGCCUUUACCUUCUCGUGUCCUUGGAUCUGAGAGCCGAGCGUGGACAGUGGCUGGGAUGACAGAGUGUACCUGAAGCUUGGAGCGGCCAGAGCCUCAGCUUCCCAUGGGAUCCUGCUCGCCCCAGCCCAGCCAUGUGCCCAGUCGCCCAUUGUGUACCUGGAGAGCAGGGAAGGGGCUGCUGAGAAUGAGGGUCACCAUGCUGUGUCUCAUCUGCUUCUCUGUCAUCGCUGCUGAAGGCUACACUGGCUUCCUGGGGAGAAACAAUGCCCUCAAAACAAAAAGAGAGCUCAGAGAGGAUACGCAAGAGCUUCCAGACCCACCCCAGGAAUUCGAGGUGCUACUGCAGGUGCCCUACAGAAAUGCCGGGGAGAAGGAACUCCUGCGGAGAGCGCUGGAGCCUCCAUGGGGGCCCACAUCCCACUGCUUCCCGGGGCCCUCAAAGGUCCUGGGGGCGAAGGCCACCACAUACUGCCACGGCCAUGAUGGGGGCCUGCGCUGUGCCUGUGAGGACACCUACACCUGGUUCCCCUUCUCCUGCCUCGAUCCGCAGCAUUGCCUCCUGAACACGACUGGAUCCUCCCCAAGCUGUGACUGUCAUCUCAACAACCUCAGCCAGAGUGUCAACUUCUGCGAGAGAGCAAAGGUUUGGGGCACUUUCAAGAUUCAGGAAACAUUUACGAAGGACCUUUUGAAUUCUUCUUCUGCCAAAUACUCUAAAUAUGCAUCUACAACUGAAAAUCAACUCAAAGAAGUAUUCGAAAAAAUUCAAGGUUUUGAGUCAGUUCACGUCACUCAAUUUCGAGCCGGCAGUAUCAUUGUGGGCUUCGAAGUCAUCGGCUCCAGCAGCACUUCCCAGCUGCUGGCCGCUGUCCAGCAGGAGGCCGCCUCUAUCCAGGAGGCUCUCAGCAGAGUGUUUCCCCUGGAACCUGGCUCCUUCACCGUGUUCAAGAAAGCCAUGUGUCACAGUGCAACCUUUGGGUUCGGGACUGAGGAUGACGAGUAUACCCUGCCCUGCAGCAGUGGCUACACUGGCAACAUCACAGCCCGGUGCCGGUCCUCGCGGUGGCAGAUGGUGCAGGAGUCCUGUGUGCUCUCCCAGCUGCAGGAACUGAUGCAGAACUUCACCGCCAUUGCGGACAGUGCCACACAGGCAGAUGUGUCGUCCUUGGUACGAAACCUCUCAGUCAUCGUACAGCGGAACCCAUCCACCACAUCUGGAAACCUGGCUUCAGUGGUGUCAAUUCUGGGCACAGUCUCAACCCUAUCCCAGGAGAAGCAUUUCACAGUGUCAAACUCAACCUUGGAGGAUGUCAUCAGCAUAGCCGACCACAUCCUCAAUUCAUCAUCGAUAAGGAACUGGACGAUUUUAUUGCAAGAGGACCAGCAGGCCAGCUCCCACUUUCUAGAGGCACUGGAAAACAUCACCAUUCUGGUACCUUCCUCUGCUCUACCUCUGAACCUGUCUAAGGAAUUUAUUAACUGGCAAGGGAUUCCAUGGACCCAAAUCCAGGGUAAUCACAGUUACAGCUACCAGGUUGAGAUGUUCCAAGAAGAUCGCUCCAUCGGAGGCCAUGUUUUUAUUAGCCCAGAGCAAUUCCAGUUCUCUGCUCCAGAAACUAUCGUCAGCAUGGCCUCCGUGACUUUGGGGAACAUCCUGCCCAACACCCAAGGUGACCUUGCUCAAGUCAAUGGGCCGUUGAUAUCUACAGUUACCCAAAACUAUUCCAUCAAUGAAAUCUUCCUGGGCUUCUCCAAGAUAGAUGCUAACCUGAGCCAGCCCCGCUGUGUGUUUUGGGAUUUCAGCCAUUUGCACUGGAGCAGUACUGGUUGUCACCUGGUGAAUGAGACUCCAGAUGCAGUGCUGUGUCGGUGCACUCACCUGACCUCUUUCUCCAUGCUGAUGUCACCCUCUGUCCCUGCUCCGAUUGUCCCUGCGGUGAGAUGGAUCACCUAUGUGGGCCUGGCCAUCUCCAUUGGAAGUCUCGUCUUGUGCCUGCUCAUUGAGGCUCUGUUUUGGAAGCAGCUCAGAAACACCCAGACCUCGCACACACGCCACAUCUGCAUGAUGAACAUAGCCCUGUCCCUCUUGAUCGCCGACAUCUGGUUUAUUGUUGCCACCACCAUCGACACCACUGCCGGCCCCUCUGGCGUCUGCACAGCUGCCAUCUUCUUCACUCACUUUUUCUACCUCUCCUUGUUCUUCUGGAUGCUUGUGCUUGGCGUCCUGCUGUCUUACCGCCUCAUCUUCGUGUUCCACCACAUGGCCAUGCCUUUCAUGAUGGCCAUAGGGUUCUGCGUGGGCUAUGGAUGCCCGCUCAUUAUAUCUGCCAUCACCAUUGCGGUCACUCAACCUAGCAACAGCUACAGCAGGAAGGACGUGUGUUGGCUCAACUGGUCAGAUGGGAGCAAACCUCUCUUGGCUUUUGCUGUCCCUGCGCUGACUAUCGUGGUUGUGAACCUGGUGGUGGUGCUGUUAGUGCUCUCGAAACUCUGGAGGCCAACCGUCGGGGAGAGAGUGACCCAGGAUGAGAAAGCCACCGUCAUCCGCAUGGGGAAGAGCGUCCUCAUCCUGGCCCCUCUGCUGGGGCUCACCUGGGGUUUUGGCAUCGGAACCAUGGCGGACAGCCAGAACCCCGCCUGGCACAUUCUCUUCGCUUUGUUCAAUGCGUUCCAGGGACUUUUCAUCUUCUGCUUUGGAAUACUCCUGGAUAACAAGCUGCGGCAACUUCUGAUCAGCAAGUUGUCUCCGAUACGCUCUUGGAAGCAGACAUCGAAGCGAAAUUCACCAGAUGUACCUGCCAAACUCAAACAAGUAAAGUAUUUCCAUUCACUGACAGAAAAAGGUCUCAUGUUCCUGUAUCAGAGGUUACUGAAGCCCAUGAUAUCCAGCUACCAGAAGGCCAAUAUUUAAACACUGCAAACAGUCACUGUCUCUUUGGAGGGAAGGGCAAGUAUACACUUUCUCAUCCUGGAGAGUCCUCCAGUGGCAUCAUGCUGACUCAGUUUCUAUCAAAUGAUUAAGGUCAGGAAUCAUAAAAUCAAGACACACUGUUCGGAGCCCCUUGGCAUUUAGAGCUAGAUGUCAGAGAGGAAAGACUGCUUCAUACCAGAUGACAUAUUCUGACCCAGGACCAGGACUAGAGGGUUCUGGCUGCUUUUUUACUGCCUCCUUUAUCUCGAAUUCAAUGGAAGGAAGAUUUAUUUCCACAUGGCUUGAGUCAAAGAAGUUGCCUGCUAAGUGCAGAAGAGUUUGCUUUGUUGGAAAUUUUGUCAUUUGUCCCUUCUCAUGAUCGCAAGAUAUGGCUUCCCUUUUCCUAAAAUGACCUUGACAAUAGGACCUUUCCAGUCACGGAUCAGAAUAAGAAAACUCCACAAGCUAACCUUAGAUGACAGUGCUGAUUUUCUUUUCAAAAAGUUCUUGGUGUAUGUUUCCUAGAGAAAAGGCAUUCCUCUUCCAGAUUUUCCAGUUGAAUUUUAUGCUUCUUCUUUUUUUUUUUUUUCCUUCAUGGGUUCAAUCUCUUAGCUUUGAAGGCUAAUCUGAAACAAAAUAAAAACUUCCACUUUGAUAGCUGUGUAGCCAUUUAUGAGGAAGGGCAGCAAUGUGACUUGAUGUGGAACGGAGCAUUUUACAGUUUGCAGUGCCUUUUCAUGUGUUCUCUUACCCAGUAACUGAAGCAUCCAGGCCAGAGGUAAGGAAAGUGAAAUCAUUCACCAAAGACUGUAAAAUCACUACAGGACAAUCAGGAUUAUUUUAAGAUUUGGUCCUAACCCAUGUUUGCAAUGCCAUAAUAGCCUUAAAUCCUGUUUACAACCUUAAGAAAUCUUUACGAGAUGAGAUGCAUGGUUCACUGUUCAUUCCCAGAAUUCUAGCUAUGGGAGAGAGGAGUUAAGGGGGAGUUUGGUAACCAGCUUCCAGGUUGUGCCUCCUACUUCUGGAUUGUCUCCAUCAUGCAGCGGAAGUGCUUUUUGGAAGUUAUUUAUGAGGAUAAUUGGAACAGCUUUAGGAUGGGGGCAGAGCUGCAGGUGCGGGGAUGCUAACAAGCAGCACGACUUUCCCAUAAUCCUGUCACUCUGAGGUCACCUCAGGGUCAGCCCUCACUGCAGUUUUAAAAGAUCCAAACUUCAGAGUCACCAUUCCUGUUUUGAAAGCUACAAAGUGUUAAAGCAUGUCCGUUAGCUCCUGACAUGAAAAGCCAUCAUGAUAAACAAAUAAAGGUACUGUGGGGAAUUUCUACUAAUGGGAGUGAGUUAGACAGACAUAUGUAGAGAAAAUUUGGGUUCAAAGUUCCACAAGGCACCAAGCAGCAACACCGAUGAAAUGUCAAGUGAGAUGUUCAAAGAAAACGACUGAGGACCACUUAGAAGACUCCACACCCCAUGAACAUAUCCAAAAACCAGAAGAGAAUUUGGUGAGAAACAGAGCCUUGGAGAGAGCUGCUUGGCAAGCCUCCUCAAUUCUCUCGUUUGGAUGCCUGCCCCACACACAGCAUGGGAAAAGGACUUCGUGAUCACCCUCUAUGGAAUAUGGCACAUGGGGUGUGUGCGUGGCUGCUGCUGUCUGAUUCUUGCCUGGACUUGGACCAGGGCUCUGUGCUUAGACUGGCUGCACAGAAGUGUUUUCCAGGGCCCAGGGGUGCUUGUGCUUCCCAGGAACCAUGGUGAGAUGUGCAGGACAGAGCCUAGAUGGGGCUGCAAGGUCCUGUGUGACAGGCUGUGCAGAGAGGGAAAGGAAGCCAGCAUCAGAAUUUGCAUGCAAUACCGGCAUGGAGUGAGGACAGAGUCACAAGUGACCAGUGUGGGUGCAGGAGAAUCUUCACUGUUGAAGGACUUGCAGGUGAGAGACCAGGACUGGGGAAGUCUCGAGAGUCAGAGCAGUUACCAUGCAGUGUCACGCUGUCUGACAUCAGGUGAGGGGAGCCUCAUCUCUUCCUGGGGUGGGAGAGGGGAGGUAGAGAACCUCAGUGGGCAGGGUGGGGAAGCCAAACAGGAAAACUAAGGCCAAUAGCAAAUAGGAUCAGUGUGGCCGCAGUCAGCCCAAGGCAGGACUUGGCUGGAGGAGAAACAUUUGAUACUAAAUUGCUUGUCACUUCUUAACAUACUUUUAUCACACACUUAAAUUUAUCCAAAUGUCCCUGUUUUCCAGGCACAUAGGGGUCCUGGAGGAUAUCUGGUGAGGAGGAAAUCUCCCACAGAAUAGUUUUUAUCAGGCAGAAAAUAUAAGUGUUUGAUCUCAUACCGGGUGUCAUGCUUGUCUAAGCCAUUGGUUACACACAUUCACCUAAAAAUUCUCCUAAAACAAUAAAAGCAAAAAAGCAGAAAAGUA
Molecule: messenger RNA, 5717 nt
Organism: Cavia porcellus (domestic guinea pig)
Lineage: Eukaryota; Metazoa; Chordata; Mammalia; Rodentia; Caviidae
Gene: Adgrf1
Product: adhesion G protein-coupled receptor F1
Exons: 17
Coding region: 498-3305 (935 amino acids)
Biological process (GO): neuron projection development; synapse assembly; energy reserve metabolic process
Cellular component (GO): cytoplasmic vesicle; plasma membrane
Molecular function (GO): G protein-coupled receptor activity
Source: RefSeq, a predicted model, not a curated record